UCGGUGCGUUUGCGAACGGUCGUCAAUUCGCGGUUGGCUUUGUCCGUGUACGGUGGUUGGUCGUGUCUCGAGUUUCAUCGCAGGCAUCGCGAUAGAACCGUCGAUUGGUCGGCCAAAGUGAGGUCGGGCCUAAAGUUGUGUUGUUUUUAGUGUAAGCUACAAAAGAGUGAAUCCACGUACGUUCAGCUGUGUUAACGGAGUGAAUCAUGUGAUCGUUGCCGGUGCGAGCGAUCGUAACAUGUGACGUGCAUUUAUGAUAGUUUUGCCUUUAGUGGUGUGUGUGUGUGUGUUUUAUGUACCGACAGAAUAACGAUUUGAGAAAUUUUGUGUAGUGAAAAAAGAAUCUUCGUAACUGGGCAGACAUGUUGGGGAUAAGCAAGAAACCGGGGCCUCCGGUACCGCCCCGACCCAGUGCCGCUGCCGUUGCUACGGCCCUUGCAAAACAGCGUGAAAAUUCACCCUCCCCGAACGGUGGGUCACGGGGAAGCAAUGGAGGUGGGAUGGUUGGGAUGGCUACGCUAAAGCCACCCCAUCCAGGUCGAACCGUAGUGUAUAAGUCACCGGAUUUCGAUCAACCACAGGCAAGAAAUCGGUCCCACUUGUCCACGUUUGGUGGAUCGGUACCGGAGCAGCUGCAGGGAUCACCGAAUCCGGCCACGAAACGUAACGCGAUCUAUCACGACAGUCCCGGCCAGAGUCCGCAAGCAAUGGAAAGAAAGCUGCUGAACGCCGCAUCGGGCGGUGUUAUGUAUCGAUCCACCUGUAGCAUAGUGGAGAUCAACACUAGCCCAAGUACUUCUGGAUCUAGCUCGGUGUCUACCUCACCGGUAGCAACGCUUCAGAAACAUUCGGCAGAUCAGAUGUCUUGCAAAUUGCAGAAAGAUUCCCUACCGGUCGCUCCGAUAGCUCGAAGGCGUGUGCGUACCGGUGACUCACACUCGAGUGAAGGAUCGCCGGACGCGUCCGAGGUGAUCAUCAUCAACGGCGGUGGUUCGCAUGGGAGCAGCAUCAGCUUGAUGAGCGCUGUCCUGCAGAACACCGAGAACGGGCAUGGGAAGUCAUUGAGCGAGUGUGACAGUGGAACGGAGCGUGGAGAUAGCUCUGGAUCUUCCGCAUCCGCCGGCAGCACACUGGAGCGAGAGAACAAUGCGAAGAAUCUCGAAAGCAGUGCUAAGAGUAGUCACUUUACGGAAAUUAUUAUCGGCUCGAACCAGAGCAGUACGGUGGUAAGAAGCGGAAGCAAACCGAACAUUUCCACCACGAACAGUGUGAUACGAUCGAACUCGAUCCGAUUGCCAGUGAAGGCAGCGGUAACAGCGACGCCCCCACCGCUGUACCAUCGUCCAGAACCGGAAGGUGGUGAGCAUGUGCAACCGUCGAGUGAUCACCGUGCUGGAACUGGCACGAUUGGGGCAAGCGUUACGAAAUCGCAAUCAACCACAACUCUCGAUCCGGCCACACUCGAUUCGAAGCUGAGCGAGAAAAAGAUCGCCUUUCACGAGCUGCUCAUAUCGGAGCUGACUGCGAUGCGCCAGAAGCAGAAGGAACAGGAUCAGCAUGAUCGUCCGAUGGCGAAUCGUCAGGAAGUAAAGUUAAGCAGCGAUGAAUCAACGCUGGGUGUAGAUCUGGUGAAGAUUAACCGUCGGCAACGGUGUCCGUCCGAGCGGCGCUCGUCCGGCAGUGAGACGGAGACGACCCCGAACGGAACUGCCACCAGACUGCCGAAGAUACGUACCGCCGACUGGAUCGAGGUGGGCGACAAUGGCAAGCAGGUGGUGCUGUCCAGCUGUCAAAUCAGCCUGGAAGAUUCGGGCAUGGAGGACGAGGAGAAGCUGGACGAUGCAUCAUCCGGGGUGGGCGAUUCGUGGGACAGCGUCAAGGAAGAUGCAGAGGAACGCAUCAUUAUGUCACUCCCCGGAUUACCCCCAUUGCCCAAGAGCCUCAGUGGUUUCGAUCUCGCCGGCAUACAGUUCCAGUCGCAUCAUCAGCAUCACCAUCAACACCCAUCCCAGCAUAAUCCCCAUUAUCCACCGACCCACCAUCACCUUCAACAGUCGACGACACAGUCCUCUCAUCACCAUCCAAUGCAGCCGCAGUCCUUCCAUGGGACGCCACCGCACCCGUCCAGUAUGCCACCGUCCUCUCAGUCACCUGCCGCUGUCCUUAAUCACCAUCACACGAAUCCGUUCAUACCGAUCGGAUCCGGUCUGCUGCACGGUGACAGUUUGGCAUCGCUCGAAAGUCAACAGCGGGGACAUUCGCCGGUCAGCAGCACGUUGUCGGGUGGCAGCAGUACCGGAGGUAGAAAGGCAUCUCCACAACCACCAGGUUCGGGACCAGCGUCAACGGCUACCCUGGACACCCAGUUGGCUAUUCUGCGACGAGAAAUGGUAAGUACUGGAGACUGAAGUUUGAAGUUGCCAACCCGUUUAGAGGAUCGUUACGUGAUCGACACUUUUAAGUGAAGCAACUGAAUCGAUUCCCCACGACUAGAAUAUAAACUUUGGAGACACAAUUAGUGGAGGACUAAAGGGAAGGAAGCAUGUAAAAGAAAGUGGAUUACUCGGCAUUAUUUGCUGUACCAAAUAAGGAAGCAUCGUGAAAACAGCGUAUCAGGAGCACAACCACUCGGCAAUGGUUCUCGUCGACAGAGAGAUAGUUUGCCUAGUUAUCGAGGUUCGGAUUGCGUAACUGCCUACCCUGUAACGUCAACGGUGCCAUUUGUACUCGUGAUCGGAUCCAGAUCGGCUACCAUGGUGGGCUAUCAGAGCCGGUGAAGAUCGUUUCCGAAAGGACCCUUUGUAUGGUGUCAUGGUUUUAUGAUUGUGUUCCUUCCGCAUUUCUACUCGCCGUGCACCGUGUGCUUCGAGAUGGAUGCGAUAGGAGAUCGCGAUAAGCAGUGGAAACAAUAAAAUCAUUAUCCUAUCAUCAGCGGUGGCGGAUCGAUAGUGGGACCACCACUUCUCCUCAGCCUAAUGUCGAACAUUUUCUAAAUGUUUGUUCCCAUGUUUUACAACAACGUGUUGUUCCCUCCGUGAUCGACCCCUUGCUUGAGGGGGUACUAGUAAACUAGUUUGUGACGCUUAAUUCUACCAUGUUCAAUCGAUUGCGAGUGAACCACUGGUGUUGUUUCAUACGGGGAACGAUCAAUAUCGUACCAUUAAAUGGAUCACAGCAAAAUGCGGAUUCGAUUGUUUGUCGCUAACGAACCCACCGCGAGGUGUCGUUCGUCUACUCAGCAUGGCGAGACACUAAUCCACCCUUGCAUUCCCAUCCUUCUGAUAUCCCUCCGUUAAGGGGUGGAGAAGGAACUGCUGCACAAAAUGCAUACACACUUUCACCCGGGUUUUGCGGACGCGCGAAAGCAUAGCGUGAACAAACACAAAAAAAUGAAACGAUAUAGAAUUGGAGAGCGAAAAAAAAACGGCACACACUAGUGUACACGGUGUGUCCUCCUCCACAAUGAUAUGAUGUCAGCGCCACCCACCUGAUCCCUCCCAGCCUGGGUGGAAAAAUGGAAAAUGGAAGAUUUUGUACGAUUGUUGUUGUGGCGCGUGCAAAAUAAUAAUAAACGCCUCACGGCACACAAAUCGCGCGGUCGUGAAACCGGAUUAGAAACAACACGAACCACGGAUGGCACACGCGUUUCGGGCCGAGUGCACUUGUUUCUAUAUGCACCAGAGGAUGUUUUUAUUGAAAUGCAGAUGCGACGGGUCUGCAUAAAAGCGGGAGGGUUUGUAUCGGCCAGAGGGUGAUCGGGAAUCAGGUAGCAGGUAGCGAGCCCUGUAGCUAGUGUACGAAGAAAGUUCAAGGGAAAGGAAACGGUCGCUUGUGCAUGGUGAUCAUUGUGUUUUUUUUCUUCUACUGCUGGAGGGAUGGUUGCGCAGGGAGAAAAAUUCAUGGCCAGGUUUGCAACAUGACCUGACUUGACUCAUCGUAUGCAAAUUGAUGGCACAGGGGUUUUUUUCUAAUGCGUUGCGAGAUGUAAAGUGAAUGAGUAAGACGUUUUGUGUUGAUUAAUGUAUUAGUAGACAGUUCACAGGCAAGUGUCGAUAGAACGAUUGCACCAUAAGCUUAUAAUGUACCAGCUUGUGUAAGCGUUAAAUUCGCUAGCGCAAUUGUGUUGUUAUCUGACGUCGCUGUCGAUGGUAGAUUCAUUCCUUCCUGAUGAUGUAAUGCCAAUGCAAAUCCCGUCAACCGUCCCGAAUGGAUGGAGCGUUGAGAAGCGGUGACAAUAUCGGUGGACAAAUCUGGUACCCGUUAACGGACUAGGCUAGAUAUUUCUAUAGUACACUCACUCGCAACAGUAGCGCGUUUAUGUCACCGUCACCACAGGGCCCAUCAGUUGCUGGCUAUCAAUUAGCAUCCCUCCCGGAAUGAAGGUAAAAAAGCGAACAGACACACACACACACACACACUGAGUAAUGGUUGGAAAAAUAAUUUUACACGAAAAAGUCGACGGUAAUUAACUUACCACCGGUUUGCUUCUUGUGUGAAGAGGGAGAACGUUGGCAUCACACAAACACUGCCAAACAAGUUACGAGUGCAGCAUAGCGCGUCGUAAUUGAUGGAAAACUGUUAAUUACACCGCGUAUGUCGCUCCACACGGACGCAGUUUUGGUAGAAAAUCAUGAAAGUCGAACCCUGGUCGGUGCGGUUUCCAAAGGCCGAGUAACGCUGAUUGAUUUGGAACCUGCGGGUGACCAUGGGUCAUGAUGAGGUUUGGGUAACUCUCGAUUUCGUUCGGUUCACGCAAAAGCCCUUCAAAUGAGUUUGUUUCGGGCGUCAUACUGUUUGACUGAAGAUGUUGAUGAAAAAUGAUUCCGAAUAGAAUUUGGGUCAGUAAUAGUGACUGUGCACGAUCCACUUAAUGCUAAAGAUGACCCAGAAAUAGAAAGGAUCGUGAUUAUGACGUAGAGUCCGCUCAGAUGCUACAAACACUCAAGAUUUUCUGGAGCAUCAGGUUGUUUACAUUACACAGGAUUACCAUCAUCAUAAUCCGACCAGUCAGGUUGCGCAGACGGUUCGUGUGUUCCGGGUUCUGUUUCGUGGGAUGUUUUGCAUUAACGCCACCAGACGACUGAAGGUGACAAGAUUAAUGGCAAACAUUCCGACACCGAUACCCGGAGUGAGGAUUUGGCAAAUGUAGCAGAAAAUUGUAUCCAAUGAUGGAUGGGCUAGAGUUAGUGUGUCGUGUAUCGGAAUGUCGGAGUUGUAGGAUUUAUGAUCGUGAACAGCCAGACGACGCUAGAGGAUCGUUUAGCACAGGCGAGUGUGUGCCGCAUAUGGACGCAGUUAUUGAUUACCAUGCUGACCUUUGUGCGCCGAUGUGUAAGAGCGUGAUAGAAAUUGAGCCAUUAUAUUUCACAAUUCAUGCUCAAAAGUAUCUCCUGGCGCACAUGUUGCAAACUCUACACCUUGCUGUAUUUCGUUAAAUUGUGCUGCUGUGGAUAUGACGAAUUGAUGCCUGCUUCUGUAUUGAACACUUGUGGUUGUGCUGAAAUCACAAUAAAUCUAUUGGCGCAUGAUGUCAUGUGCCUGUUGUGUUUGGUUGCUCACGGAUAUGGGUCGACCUAGAACCGUGCUAAACACACUGCUCGGACACAACGAAUGAAAACGGCGCGAUGCAUUUAAAUGUGUUUUAAAGCGCCUGUGUACGACUUUUAGACAUAGUGGAAGUGACCGGUGGCGUUGGAGAAAACGUACUUUCAUCAUUCGAUCAGGUUUUGCUGGAGUUUUGCAUAUAGUCAGUUUGAUUCGAUGGUCAUCACAUCGUAGUGGCAGGUGA
Anopheles funestus (African malaria mosquito) is the source of this 5788-nucleotide messenger RNA. RefSeq names its product lateral signaling target protein 2 homolog. The record is from RefSeq and is a predicted model, not a curated record. Bases 363 to 2408 code for a protein of 681 amino acids. NCBI's taxonomy places the organism in Eukaryota, Metazoa, Arthropoda, Insecta, Diptera, Culicidae. The transcript is spliced from 4 exons.